This is a messenger RNA of Hypanus sabinus (Atlantic stingray), 1982 nucleotides long. RefSeq names its product platelet-derived growth factor subunit B-like. Lineage: Eukaryota; Metazoa; Chordata; Chondrichthyes; Myliobatiformes; Dasyatidae. The coding region runs from base 471 to 1100 and encodes 209 amino acids. Gene Ontology annotation, molecular function: platelet-derived growth factor receptor binding; growth factor activity. Gene Ontology annotation, biological process: positive regulation of protein autophosphorylation; positive regulation of MAP kinase activity; positive regulation of cell population proliferation. The record is from RefSeq and is a predicted model, not a curated record. The transcript has 7 exons. Gene Ontology annotation, cellular component: membrane.
UGGUGGAGAGAGACAGAGGGACACACAGGCGCAGUCACUGUCAGAGAGAGACACACACACAGAAAGAGGGAUAAACGCACAGAGAGGGACGGGCAGACAGACAGUCGCAGAAAAAGAAAUACAGAGAAAAAGGCAAAGUCACAAACAGAGAGAGAGCUAAAAAAGUGGGACAGAGAAACACACACACACAGUGUAGCAGAGAUACACUGAGGUACAUACAGAGUAUAGCGCACACACAGAAACAGAGUAACACGGACGUACACACACACACAGAGGCAUACAGAUUAUAGUACAGACGCAGUCAGUCACCGCGGCUCUGAUACAGUGACACCCAGGCACGGAACGGACAGUCGGGACCUGUGUCCGGAGCCGGAGAGCGCUCUGUGGAUAUAACGUGCAGAGGGAGCCGGCGGCAGUCCGGGGCGAUGAGCCGAUCAGGCGCUGCGCUGUGAGCGGGACCGAGGCUGACCAUGAAUUUGGGCGUCGCAUUGCUCACCUUGUGGCACCUGUGGCUGGAGACCGAGGGUGACUGGAUCCCUCCUGAAGACAGACACCGGAGCUUCCUCUUCCAUCCGACACUGGAGGCGGACAUUGAGAAUCCUGACGACCUUGGUUUGGUGUCCGUAAGCGAAGACGAUCGUGCGAAAGCGGUGCGUGUGACCCGUAGUACAGUGGUGGAAAUGGCCAAGCCAGCCGAGUGCAAGGUCCGGCCGGAGGUGGUGGAGAUAACGCGGAGCAUGGUGGAUCCCACCAGGGCCAACUUCUACCUGUGGCCGAGCUGCGUGGAGGUCCAGCGCUGCUCCGGCUGCUGCAACUCCAGGAUCUACAAGUGCCAGCCCACCAAGGUGCAGGAGCGGCGAGUGAAGGUUAGGAAGCAGGUGUACCGGCGGAAGGGCAACACGAUCAAGAUGGUGGAGGUGGUGAUAUUCGAUCACGUGGCCUGCAAGUGCAUGAAUGCAGAGUCCCAGGGGAGAGAGGGGUCCUUGGUCUCUCCAGCACCCAUCAUAGUCCGGGCCCGCAAGUACAGCAGCAGAAAACGGAAACAUCGGAUGUCCCAACACUGGGACAUCGCUGGGGCGAAAGGAGUCCACCACACAUAGCAAGCCUUGAGAUUCAGAUUAUCUUCUGGGACGGUGUGACACUAGAGAUCCAAGGCAGACCUGCUUUACACAGCCAACGGGAGAUAAUCCUCCGGGGACUACGUACCUUUCGUGUAAAGGGACGAAUACAACACCACUGUGCACUAAGGACCAAAAUAUUGACUUUCAGCAAAUGAUUUCUAAGCAACGACCACUGGAUUUUAUUGAGCAAAGACUGGAGCCAAUCAGCAUUGAGUUGUCUGCUGGAGGCCGUGUUGAGACUUGGCUCUUUGCACUGUACAUUGAGCUUUUCCCUGUUAAUAUUUGACAUUUAAUGUUUGUUUCUGCGCACUGCAGCGAAGAGGAGGCCCAUCCUUCUGCUGCUGGCUGGCUUGGCCAGUUGGUGUAGCAUUUCGAGAGGUUCCUUUCCGAACCGCCUGUCCCCUCCCCGGACAGAGAUGGAGCCCAGCUUCCCCCUUGUCCCUGACUGGCUCAAUUCAGUGACACUCUGCUCCGUCCCGACUCCUGGGCUUCUGAUCUGUCGGAGUUAAACGGGUCGGGGACGGAGCCCGAGGCUCAGGAUCUGGCAGCGGAGGGGAGAGGAGGGGAGGGGGGUUGUUCCCACGUUCUGCACCGGACUGCCGCCGCCUCCUGCUUGUUCACGCACUUCAGGGACUGGAGACCCGCCGGUGCUACAGACCGGGGCAGAUCGCAGAUCGAUCGCUGUUCAAUCGAGAUCGCAGGUGGUGCCUGAAUGGAGCAGUGAAGAUUACUAGGUUACUGCUGUAAAUAUUGAAUCUCAACUGUGUUUUUAAAGUUAAAUAGACUAAUUAUUUAUAUAUUUAAAGAUGUAAAAGUUUCUAUGAAGUAUAAUAAACGGCUGUUUGUGGUAAUGCUGUGAGG